Leishmania mexicana MHOM/GT/2001/U1103 is the source of this 459-nucleotide messenger RNA. RefSeq lists its product as hypothetical. The coding region runs from base 1 to 459 and encodes 152 amino acids. NCBI's taxonomy places the organism in Eukaryota, Euglenozoa, Kinetoplastea, Trypanosomatida, Trypanosomatidae. The record is from RefSeq and is a predicted model, not a curated record. The transcript has a single exon.
AUGCGCAGGUCCCUUGCUCUUCGACAUCUCAUGGGCGCUGGCUGCGGCUCUUCCGGAGCUGUGCAUUCUUGCCGUAUAUCGUCGUCCCUACAGGCUCUAGUCGCUUCCUCGGGCACACUCUGCUCCUCCUGCUCCCAGGCCUUCACCACGUCAUCCUCCGACACCAUCUCGUCCGCCAGGUAUGCGUCGUGCGUUGCCGUCUGCACACCCGUUCGGCACUUUGGCAAUGCGCCGUCGCGCAUUCGCCCAGUCGAGACACCCGCCGAGAACAUGUGGCGGCAGAGUGAGCGUGAGACGAGCGCCUCCGUGGUUAUUGUCAUUAUGUUCAUGGUGCCACUCUGGCUGUACGUGGCCUCAGCGCAUGGGCAGGAACACAAGCGCGCCGCGGUGCGCGCGUGGGCGCUGGAGCAACGUGCGGCACAUCACCCUUCUGAGAGUGAGGGCGAAGACGAGGCGUAG